This is a messenger RNA of Condylura cristata (star-nosed mole), 710 nucleotides long. RefSeq names its product mitochondrial ribosomal protein L46 (gene MRPL46). NCBI's taxonomy places the organism in Eukaryota, Metazoa, Chordata, Mammalia, Eulipotyphla, Talpidae. Gene Ontology annotation, molecular function: structural constituent of ribosome. The transcript is spliced from 4 exons. Bases 75 to 692 code for a protein of 205 amino acids. The record is from RefSeq and is a predicted model, not a curated record. Gene Ontology annotation, cellular component: mitochondrial large ribosomal subunit.
GUGAGCUCCCAGGAGAGCGAGGGGAAACGCUCGAGAAGAAGGAACAGUAUCUGUAUCCUUGGGCAAGACCAUCUAUGAUUGAGGUAGAGAGAAGCCUGUAUUCAGACCAUGAACUUCGUGCUCUGGCGGAAGCCCAGCAUCUGGCGAAGAAGAAAGCAGACCUUUAUGAUGAAGAAGAUGACGGGAAGAAUAUAUUGCUGGUGCAGGAUUUGGAAGAUUCAUGGGAGCAGAAAUUCCUACAGUUCAAGCCUGGAGCUCGCGUAACAGAAGCUGACAAAAAGAAUGACCGGACUUCACUGCACCGGAAGCUUGACAGGAACCUUGUCUUGUUGGUCAAAGAGAAGCUUGGCGACCAGGAGGUCUGGCUGCUGCCCCAGGCGGAGUGGCAGCCCGGGGAGAGCCUCCGUGGAACCGCCGAGAGGACCUUGGCCUCGCUGGCAGAGAACAGCCUGAAAGCCAAGUUCCUCGGGAACGCACCCUGCGGCCACUACCAGUUCAAGUUCCCGCGGGCGAUGCGGACAGAGAGCAGCCUCGGGGCCAAGGUCUUCUUCUUCAAAGCCCUGCUGCUCAGCGGAGACCUUCCCCAGGCCGGGAAGAAGGGCCGGCACGUCUGGGUCAGCAAGGACGAGCUGGGGGACUACUUGAAACCCAAGUACCUGGCCCAGGUGAGGCGGUUUCUCGUGGACCUGUGACCGCUGCGCUGCCUGGAC